Colletes gigas is the source of this 6804-nucleotide messenger RNA. RefSeq names its product brefeldin A-inhibited guanine nucleotide-exchange protein 1 (gene Sec71). Gene Ontology annotation, biological process: regulation of ARF protein signal transduction. The record is from RefSeq and is a predicted model, not a curated record. The transcript is spliced from 13 exons. Gene Ontology annotation, molecular function: guanyl-nucleotide exchange factor activity. Bases 322 to 5418 code for a protein of 1698 amino acids. NCBI's taxonomy places the organism in Eukaryota, Metazoa, Arthropoda, Insecta, Hymenoptera, Colletidae.
UUCGACGUCUCGGAAUCUUCUAUCUUGUUUCUACAAAACUGCUGUCAAUUUCAAUAUUUCAUCAUCAUUUUCUUCGAAAUGCUUCGCGACGAAGCCUUAAUUCCGUGACGAACACAUUAUCUCCAUCGUAAAACUCGAAAAUAAAUUCCCUGAUCGAUCCUCGUUUCACAGAAUCUGUGUCCACCUCUACCUCGAAGGGACCACCUCCUGGUGAUCAAGAAUGCAAGAAGAAUAGUACCAACUAUGGUUGUAACGAUGCGUAUCUCUGGUCGGGCCAUGUAUUCUCCGGUCCCAGCUUAGCGGAGAAUUGGCUUGGCGACGAUGCAAGAUAACUCUAAAGAAAUGUUCAUUAUUAGAGCACUGGAAAAAAUCCUGGCCGACCGGGAUGUUAAGCGGUCGCACCUCUCGCAACUCAGAAAGUCCUGUGAAACUGCGCUCGACAACCUGCGCAAUGAAAUCAAAGAAGUGUCAGGCACGCAGGUUUCCACUGCCUUGCCACAGCCACGCAGCGAGUCCUAUGUAAUAUCCGCGGAGAAGUAUUUUCUUCCCUUUGAACUUGCGUGCCAGAGCAAAUCGCCACGAAUCGUGGUUACUGCCCUAGACUGUCUGCAGAAAUUAAUUGCUUAUGGUCAUCUCACUGGAAACGUUCCAGACUCCAUAGAGCCAAAUAAAUUGUUGAUUGUUCGCAUCGUGGAAACCAUCUGUGGAUGCUUCAUUGGGCCUCAGACGGAUGAAGGCGUACAGCUACAAAUUAUAAAGGCCUUGCUAACAGUGAUGACUAGUCAACAUGUCGAAGUUCAUGAAGGCACUGUUUUGCUUGCAAUCAGAAUCGUUUACAGUGUCUACUUGGCCUCAAAGAACCUAGUCAAUCAGACAACGGCUCGAGCAACUCUGACACAGAUGAUUAAUGUUAUCUUUGCUCGAAUGGAAACGCAAGCGGAAGAAGAGUGUGUCCGUAAUGAAAUGGAUCAAUCUGAGAUAGUCCAGAGUUGCAAUUCUGGAGGUGACCUGGAAAUGGAGGCAGCGAACAACGAGGAAACUUCAACAGAGCCCAACCAGGAACCGCAACUGAUUGUUCGAGGGAUUCUGGAGGACGUGAUGAACUCUGUAGUACCAGAGGGCUCGACUUGUGUGGCCACAGCAAUUUCAGAAGAUGCAAGCUUGGACCAAGUGCCUAUCGACGACAACUCUGACGAAGCUGUGGCUGAAAGUGACAACAUGGUCAGAGCCAAGUUCACACAUGUUCUGCAAAAGGACGCGUUCUUGGUUUUCAGAGCACUUUGCAAACUUUCCAUGAAACCACUUCCGGAUGGCAAUUUGGAUCCCAAAUCGCACCAUUUAAGAUCGAAGAUCCUGUCAUUGCAGCUUUUGCUCGGAAUCCUUCAGAAUGCAGGACCAGUUCUACGAUCGAACGAAAUGUUUGUCAUAGCCAUAAAACAGUAUCUCUGCGUGGCACUGUCAAAGAAUGGAGUUUCUUCGGUCCCUGAGGUGUUUGAGCUCUCGCUAGCGUUAUUCCUGGCUCUAUUGGCUCGUUUCAAAGUACACUUAAAAAUGCAGAUUGAAGUUUUCUUCAAGGAAAUCUUCAUGAACAUCCUCGAAACCUCCAGCAGCUCUUUCGAACACAAAUGGAUGGUCAUUCAUGCUUUAACUCGCAUUUGUGCGGAUGCACAAAGCGUUGUUGACAUUUACGUCAACUACGAUUGUGACCUCUCUGCUGCGAACUUGUUCGAAAGGCUUGUCAAUGACUUAUCGAAGAUCGCCCAGGGUAGACAAGCCCUGGAAUUGGGAGCUUCACCCAAUCAGGAGAAAUCGAUGCGAAUCAGAGGGCUCGAGUGUUUGGUCUCGAUCUUGAAAUGCAUGGUAGAGUGGAGCAGAGACCUUUAUGUGAACCCAAGUAUCCCAGCGGACCAGCAACUUGCAACAGAGCCACCAGAUCCUCCCAUAGAGGCUCCAUUACCACGUUAUGGAAGCGCUGGGAGCCUGUCGUCUGCGAAUUCCAGUCUAGCGGGGAACAAGGAGAUUCCUGACUCACCUGAACAGUACGAAGUACAGAAGCAGCAGAAAGAGGUCUGGGAAACUGGAAUCGAUAUAUUCAAUCGAAAGCCAAGUAAAGGUGUCCAGUAUCUUCAGGAACAGGGACUCCUGGGGAAUUCGUCGGAAGACGUAGCCAGGUGGCUUCACAUGGACGAACGAUUGGACAAGACUGCCAUCGGCGAUUUCCUGGGCGAUCAUAAUCACAAUCAGGCGAUGUACAGUUACAUAGAUCAAAUGAAUUUUAAUGAUCGAGACCUGGUGACCGCUUUGAGGUACUUCUUGGAGGGUUUCAGACUCCCGGGAGAGGCUCAGAAGAUCGAUCGACUGAUGGAGAAGUUCGCCAGUAGAUACUGCGAGUGUAAUCCCAACAACGGAUUAUUCACAAGCGCAGACACAGCUUACGUGUUAGGGUUUUCCAUCAUUAUGCUGACUACGGACCUCCAUUCGCCUCAGGUGAAGAACAAAAUGACGAAAGAGCAGUAUAUUAAAUUGAACAGGCGAAUCAGUGACAACGAGGACCUCCCCGAGGAAUAUUUGUCAAAGAUUUACGACGAGAUUGCUGGAAAUGAAAUUAAAAUGAAAUCCAAUCCCAACAGACCUGGGAAACAAGUGAUUUCCAGCGAGAAGAAACGAAGACUUUUGUGGAACAUGGAGAUGGAAGUGAUCUCCACGGCAGCGAAGAACCUAAUGGAAUCUGUUAGCCACGUCCAGGCACCAUUCACCACGGCCAAACAUCUGGAACACGUGCGUCCGAUGUUCAAAAUCGCCUGGACGCCAUUUUUAGCAGCGUUUAGCGUGGGUCUACAGGAUUGUGACGACCCUGAAAUCGCUUCUCUAUGCCUGGAUGGUAUCAGAUGUGCCAUACGUAUAGCUUGCAUCUUUCACAUGACGUUGGAACGAGACGCGUACGUUCAAGCGUUGGCCAGAUUCACUCUGUUGACUGCACUCUCCCCCAUCACGGAGAUGAAGGCCAAGAACAUUGACACGAUUAAAACUUUGAUCACCGUUGCUCAUACGGAUGGCAACUAUUUAGGUAGUUCCUGGUUGGAUGUAGUAAAGUGUAUAUCGCAGCUGGAGCUGGCACAGCUAAUUGGCACAGGAGUCAGACCUCAGCUUUUGGGCCCUCCAUCGAAGCCACAUUUUCCAUCACCGCUGGUGAACUUCACUCUGACACACAAUAGUUCGCACCAGAGCAACAAUUUGAAUCUCAGUUCGCUCGACCCCAGUGUAAAGGAGUCGAUAGGAGAGACGAGUUCCCAGAGCGUAGUGGUAGCUGUCGACAGAAUUUUCACAGGAUCCACCAGACUGGACGGCGAUGCUAUCGUGGAAUUUGUGAAAGCUCUGUGUCAAGUGUCGUUGGAAGAAUUGUCCCACCCGACUCAGCCUCGCAUGUUCUCCCUGACCAAGAUCGUAGAGAUCUCUUACUACAAUAUGGGUCGUAUCAGGCUGCAGUGGUCCAGGAUUUGGCAAGUGAUCGGUGACCACUUUGACAGAGUUGGCUGUAGUCGCCGUCAAGACAUCGCCUUCUUUGCAGUGGAUUCUCUGCGACAGCUGGCAACCAAGUUCAUAGAGAAGGGAGAGUUCGCGAACUUUAGGUUCCAGAAGGAUUUCUUGAGACCGUUCGAGCACAUCAUGAAGAAGAAUAGGUCUCCGGUGAUUAGGGAUAUGGUUGUUCGGUGCGUGGCACAGAUCGUUCACUCACAAGCUCCUAAUAUUCGAUCUGGAUGGAAAAAUAUAUUCAGCGUGUUCCAUCACGCUGCUAGUGACAGGGACGAAGCUGUUGUCGAGCUGGCCUUCUCCAUGACGGGAAAGAUUAUCAACGAGCUAUACGCAGAGGACUUUAGUAUUAUGGUCGAUUCGUUCCAAGACGCAGUCAAGUGUCUCAGUGAAUUUGCUUGUAACGCCUCUUUCCCGGAGACUAGCAUGGAGGCCAUAAGACUGAUACGGUCUUGUGCCUCGUACAUAGAUGCUAAUCCAAAUCUGUUUGCAGAGGGCAUGAUGGAUGACAGCGGAAUGGUGUCCGAAGAGGACAGAGCUUGGGUAAGGGGAUGGUUUCCGCUGCUCUUCGAACUGUCCUGCAUAGUGAGUAGAUGCAAACUUGACGUACGAACACGAGCCCUGACUGUUCUGUUCGACGUUGUCAAGACCCACGGAGCAUCUUUCAAACCGCAUUGGUGGAAAGACCUUUUCCAAGUUCUCUUCAGAAUAUUCGACAAUAUGAAACUUCCCGAGCAACAUACAGAGAAGGCAGAAUGGAUGACGACAACCUGCAACCAUGCCCUCUACGCGAUCGUAGACGUCUUCUCCCAGUUCUACGACACUCUAGGUCCCCUACUCCUCGAGCAACUCUACUCUCAGUUACUCUGGUGCGUUCAACAAGACAACGAACAAUUAGCAAGGUCAGGUACUAACUGUCUGGAGAACCUGGUAAUCAGCAACGGGAUAAAAUUCGACGAACAAACCUGGGAAAAGACUUGUUGCUGCGUGCUGGACAUUUUCGAGAGCACUUUGCCUUCUGCUCUCCUAACUUGGAGACCACAGUCGCCCAACAAGGAAUCUGACCUGGACGUCAUCACCGGGGAUCUGGACAUCCAUGCAGGCAUCCUGAAACGCAGCACCAGUUCCCAAAGUUUAACAAACACAGAAUCUACAAAGAGCAAAAUCUUCUCUGCCCUAUUAAUUAAGUGCGUGGUGCAACUGGAGCUGAUCCAAACUAUAGAUAAUGUGGUUUUUUACCCGGCCACAUCCAGGAAGGAGGACCAGGAGAACUUGGCUCUGGCCCAGGCGGACAUGUUCAAUGGAAAGUCCUCUGAAAUCGGAGUUAGAGUCGGCGGGGACCAGCAGAAGGAGGAACAAGGGAUGUAUUGUUCUUUGACAACGACGCACCUUCUGCAGCUGGUGGAAUGUCUUCUGAGAUCCCACAGGUUCGCCAAGAGCUUUAACGCCGACCACGAGCAAAGGAACGUUCUUUGGAAGGCUGGAUUCCGUGGGAAUGCGAAACCCAAUCUGCUAAAGCAAGAAACCCAAUCGUUGGCCUGUGCAUUGAGGAUUCUGUUCAAAAUGUAUAGCGACGAAGCACGGAGGGGGGAUUGGAGCAAAGUGGAGAGUAGAUUGGUGAAAGUGGCUUGUGAGGCCCUGGAGUACUUUUUGAAAUUGUCCAACGAGGCUCAUAGGGAUGCCUGGACGCCUAUUUUACUGUUGCUUUUGACUAGGAUUUUGAAGAUGACGGAUAGUAGGUUCGCCGUCCAUGCGUCUAGUUGCUAUCCAAUGCUAUGCGAGGUGAUGUGUUUUGAUUUGAAGCCGGAGAUGAGGUCUGUUCUGAGGAGGUUCUUUUUGCGGAUUGGACCGGUCUUUAGGAUUACGCAGACGAGUAGUUGUAAUUAGUAAAGAAGGAAAGGAGUUAUUGGAAAAGGGAGGGAGACGUUUUGUAUAGGUAGUAGAGUUUUGGUUUUCUUAAGUAGAAUCUUUGCAGAUGGAAAGAGGAGCCGUUACAAAAGAAACUGAGUGCGUUGUAUAGUUAGUAGAGUUUCAAUUCUUUCGUUAUACUUUCUGUGAAUCGAGAAGAUCGAUGCGGGGAAACAAUUGGCUGGUUCUGGCAAAAUGGAAGUUUUUUGUAUAGUCUUGUAUAGUUUCGUAGUUUCAAUUCCUUCAUUGUACUAUCAACAGACACAAAACAUUAGCAUAUAUCGUUGCUAUAGUAUAUUCUGUUGUCCAAGUAAAACUGUCGCUUAUGUAAAACUCUAGGAAAAGUAUUGAAAUAAUAUUCUCUGUAGAUCUAUUUUCUAUCGUCCUAUGUAUUUAUAAUAGAUUCUUCGUUUUUCUUUUCUUUUUCUUCUGGUACGGAAGAUUACUUUUCGGAGAAGUUAAGCACAGGUAUUCCAAGUCUGCAUGGUAUUUCAUAACACUGUCCAACAAACAAAAAUUCGAAAAUCGAAUUGCAUCAUCUUCGGUGAUCUUUCUAGCGGGUAUAGUUUUUCACGUAAUAACUUGUUUUUGUCCGAUAUCUCGAGGGUUUUUAGAAAAAUUCGUCUCUUUUAAAAAAAACUAAGGGUGAAGGAGCAAUUCGGGUUUCGGAGUUUUCUUUGGGGCAAGAAUCGUCAAGUUUUAAUUUAGACUGCGUUUUUAAUUUAGUAUCGAGACACUUGGAAAAUGGUGUGGAACCAAAAUGAUAUUUUGUCGGAAGAAGUAGGAGGAUUAAAAAAUGAAGUGACGUUUUCCAGCGUGUUCCAGCAUCUUCCAAAUGUUUCUGACUGAAUUCUGUGUGUGAAGAUUUAACAUUAGUUUCUUGAAAACGUAUCGUUUCAUGAGAUCCUUGUGCAGUUGUUCGAAAUAGAGUCAAUAAAUCCGAGAAGAAUUGGGAAAAGAUACUCGUGGGUUCGUUGAAACAAUUGUACUUGAAACAGCUGAAUUUCUGACUCGUACUAUUGUUUUUAAAAAUAAAACCCGUGUAUAACGCAUACUCAUCGGUAGCAUAAUUAUCCAUCAUGAAUUGGUAUGCGAACAAGUGAUAGUUAUAAUAGCUCGCUGGGGGAUUUCAAUUGAAAAGUUAAGGCAUUGAGAAUCUCCACGGACACACGUUGCACGUAUAUUCAAACCGUACAGAACUAUUUAUGCUUAAGUUAGACUAAUUAUUUACAUAAUACAGACUUCUUUAAAUAAAUUCUAGAGAAACGAACACCCUUCGAUUGAUUUACUAUCCUCGAAAUGAAAAGACUAUCGUAGAAUUGUUCAUUUACUUGUGCAUCAAAUUGUACUCGAUCUAGUGACAGA